Molecule: messenger RNA, 1567 nt
Organism: Coregonus clupeaformis (lake whitefish)
Lineage: Eukaryota; Metazoa; Chordata; Actinopteri; Salmoniformes; Salmonidae
Product: protein BTG1-like
Exons: 2
Coding region: 404-868 (154 amino acids)
Biological process (GO): negative regulation of cell population proliferation; negative regulation of mitotic cell cycle
Cellular component (GO): nucleus; cytoplasm
Source: RefSeq, a predicted model, not a curated record
GCUGAUUGGCAGAUGUGGCUUUGUGACGCAAAAUAAUGUUUACCAGCAAAUGGGUGAAGUUACCAUCUUCUAUAGACAAUAUUGAAUUAAUUUAUUUCUUUAUUUUCACUAAAUCUAAUCAAAUUAUCGGACGUUUGGUAGGUGCCAAAUUGUAACUCCUAACCCUACAUUGUCGAGUGAAUUAUUGUGGCUUCCGUUUUACAAAUAACUUUAGCUAGCUAGCUUUUACAACUGGACAAAAGAAAGACCAACGGCAACUGGUUGUCGCUGGGCCUUGUUGUGUAGCCUUUGUUUCAACGGAGGAAAAUUCUACAUUUUGCUUGAUAUUUCGGAUAUAGACCCAACUUGGGCUCUUUGCUAUUCAACGUCUGGCUGAUGAGAUAAAUAGCAUCUAAAUUCGAAAAUGAAAACUGAAGUCUCAACAGCGGCCAGCUUUGUUGCCAGAUUGCUGAGAGCAACUGGAUACUUGUCAGAAGACCAACUGAAAGAGUUCACCCAUUCCUUGGAGGAAGCUUUAGGAGAGCACUACCAACACCACUGGUUCCCCCAGGCUCCAUGCAAAGGCUCGGGUUACAGAUGUCUCAGGAUCAACCACAAAAUAGACCCCUUGAUUGGCCAAGCAGCAUGCACCAUUGGACUCACUCGAGAACAACUCUUCUCCCUGCUGCCCAGUGAACUGACGAUGUGGGUCGAUCCGUACGAAGUGUCCUAUCGGAUAGGAGAGGACGGCUCCAUCUGCGUCCUCUACGAGUCCACACCACCAAUGCCAACUAAUGCCAACACAACAGACAUGGUCAGCUGCAAGGAAGAACUGAGAUUCGGAAGGUCAAGCCCCUCUAAGUCGUUCAUGAUGACCGUCUCAAGCUAAUAUUUUUAUGUUCAGAGCUUUCUCUGGGCACUUCUGUAUCAGUUCUGCCCCACAUUUUGAUGUAAUUAAUUAAGACAUUAAAAGGCAUACUUAGGGAUUUUGGCAAUGAGGCCCUUUUUCUACUUCCACAGUCAGAUAGAAAUGGUAUCCACGAGUUAAUCUAUCUGUGUCAGGUAUGUUUUGUAAGCCAAUGCUAACUAGUGUUGGCAAAAUGACUGGAAGUUUAUGGGUAUCUGUUAGCAUGCUAGCAGAUACCAUAGACAUCCAGUCAUUAUGCUAACACCAGUUAGCAAUUGCACAAGCGCUAGUUAGCAACUUCCUUCAUACUGGACACAGAGACAUAUAAAUGGUAUCCACGAGUUCAUCUGACUCUGGGGAAGUAGAUAAAGGGCCUCUUUGCCAAAACCCCGAAGUAUCCCUUUAACGAUUUUAGUAUUACUGCACACCCUGUUUAUUCCAUGAGUUCCAUGAUCUGUAAAUGAUGUACUGUCCUGAAACAAAAGUUUUAUAGAUUUAUAUUAUUUGGAAUAAAUUCCUCAAAAACAAUUGUUCUGCCAUGGUUUCUCUAUCAACAAUGGUCUCGUGUUGGUCAGGAUCAUGGUUGUGUUCAGUAGGCAUGAAAAUUGGAAAAAUGGACACACAAAAUAAAAAUGCAUGUUCUUAUUGGACAUUCAUUUCUCCUGUUUAGUGCCCACUGAA